AUUGCAGCAGUUUAUGGUGAGGAGACAGAAGCUAACACCGUCAACACAACAGUCUCCAGGACGCUUUCACAAAUGGAGAAUGUGCUUUUAGCCGUGGAAGAUGACGACCUUUACUCGGGUUAUAAUGAUUACAACCUCGCGUUCGACACCGAGGAGCUGGAUAAUGAUGUGGGCUUCCAGCAAGCAGUAAGGACCAGUCAUGGCAGAAGACCUCCUAUGACAGCAAAGUUCCCAGGUACUGCGGUCGGCUCACGCCCACUGGUCUCAUCACUCGGGGCUCGGGUCCCACUGGCUUCCUCAAUGGCUUCUUCGCUGGGUCGACCACUGACUGGAGCAAUGCAGGACGGAGCUCCAAGACCCAUGACAGCCAUCCGAGCAGCAGGCUUCACGUCAGCCCUGACCAGAGGCAGCACCUUUGAUCCACUUGGCCAGUCCAGAGGUCCGGCUCCUCCCCUGGAGGCCAAGAAUGAAGACCUGCCCGAGGAGAAGAUCAAGCUGCUGGAGAAGAGAGUGAACGAGCUGAUCGAGGAGAGCUGCAUGGCACACAGCAUAGGCUCCUCACAGCUGGCUCUUGAAAAGGCAAAAGAAGCGGGCAGGAAGGAGCAUGCGUUGGUGAGGCAGAGGGAGCAGACUGGGAACAGGGACCAAGCCAAUCUAGACCUGACUUACUCUGUGCUCCUUAACCUGGCCAAUCAGUAUGCCAACAACGAGAUGUACACGGAGGCCCUCAACUCCUACCAGGUCCUCAUCAAAAACAAGAUGUUUAGCAAUGCAGGCAGACUGAAGGUCAACAUGGCAAACAUCUAUGUGAAGCAAAAGAACUACCCCAAAGCCAUCAAGUUCUACCGCAUGGCUCUGGACCAGAUCUCCAAUGCUCACAAGGAGGUGCGUAUCAACAUCCAGCAGAACAUCGGCCUGGUCUUUGUGCUCAUGGGACAGUACUCAGACGCCAUCACCUCCUACGAGCACAUCAUGAGCGAGUGCCCCAACAUCAAGGCUGGCUUCAACCUGCUUCUGUGCUACUUCGCCCUGGGGGACCGAGACCGCAUGAAGAGCGCCUUUCAGAAGCUCAUCUCUGUCCCUCUCAACAUCGACGACGAGGACAAGUAUAUCUCUCACAGUGAUGACCCUACCUCCAACAUGGUCAUCGAGGCCAUCAAGAACGACCGGCUUCAUCAGAUGGAGAGGAAUCUGAAAGCUCUGGCUGAAAAGUACAUUAUGACAGCAGCCAAGCUCAUCGCUCCAGCCAUCGAGUCGUCUUUCGCUGUGGGCUUUGACUGGUGUGUGGAGAUGGUGAAGAACUCUCAGUAUGUGGAACUAGCCAAUGACCUGGAGAUAAACAAGGCCAUUACCUAUCUCCGGCAGAAGGACUUUAAUAAGGCUGUGGAGACUCUGAAAACUUUUGAGAAAAAGGACAGUCGGGUCAAGAGUGCAGCAGCCACUAAUCUCUCCGGCCUCUACUUCCUGGAGAAGGACUUUGAGCAGGCUGAUCGCUAUGCUGAUCUGGCCAUGAGCGCGGACCGUUACAACCCCGCUGCUCUCACCAACAAGGGCAACACUGUGUACGUCCAGCAUGAUUAUGAGAAGGCUGCCGAGUUCUACAAAGAAGCCCUACGGAACGACUCCUCCUGCACAGAGGCCCUCUACAACCUGGGUCUGACCUAUAAGAGGCUAAACCGACUAAAGGAGGCUCUGGACUGCUUCCACAAGCUCCACGCCAUUCUAAGGAACUGUCCACAGGUCAUGUACCAGCUUGCCUCUCUUUAUGAGCUGGUGGAGGAACGUCCCCAUGCAAUGGACUGGCUCAUGCAGGUGCUCACUGUGGUGCCCACAGACGCCAAAGUCCUGGCUAAACUGGGCGAGCUGCUCGACUGUGAAGGAGACAAGUCUCAGGCCUACCACUACUACUAUGAGUCUUACAGGUACUUUCCGUCCAACAUCGAUGUGAUCGAGUGGCUGGCAGCUUAUCACAUAGAGACGCAUUUCUUUGAGAAGGCCAUUCCAUACUUUGAAAGAGCCAUGCUAAUACAACCAACAGAAGUCAAAUGGCAGCUCAUGGUCGCAAGUUGCUUCAGAAGAAGUGGAAACUACCAGAAAUCCUUGGAAACGUAUAAAAAAAUCCACAGCAGGUUUCCAGAAAAUGUGGACUGCCUGCGCUUCCUGGUGAGGCUGUGCACUGACAGGGGUCUGGCAGAUGCUCAGGAGUAUGCUGGAAAACUCAAGAAGCUGGUGAAGAUGAAGGAGCUCCGGGAACAGAGGGUGAAGUCAGGACAUGAAGGCAGUGCCAAAAACCGGAGAGAGGGCAGUGCUGGGAGCACAGACAGUGGACACAGCAGCAGCAGCCGAGGAGAGCGCCUGAGCUCCAGACUUCGCUCACUGCCUGGGAACCACGAGCCCUAUGAGACCAGCAAUCCCAAGGAACUGGAUGCAUCCUAUGUGGACCCCCUGGGACCACAGGUGGAUAGGCCCAAGACUGGAGCCAAGAAGCGUCAGGAGGAGGACUUUGAGGACGAGGAACUGGGGGACGACCUGCUGCCUGAGUAGUCCCUGUCCACAGCAUAGAUCACAAGUGCUCUCACCUGUAUUUCUACCUCAUUUGGUUUCCUGUAGUUUUUUUUGUUUGUUUUUCUUUUUGGGGGGGGGGGGACAUUAUUGACAUUAUUUUCAUUAUUUUCCACAAUAAAAGUGGUUUCUUUCUUUUCUGUUUUGCUUCUUCUUUUGCUCUUCGCAGCAAUUGCAGCUUCUAGUGUUGAAGUUUGAAAUAAAGUGAUGAGCGCCCUCUGUGU
Molecule: messenger RNA, 2786 nt
Organism: Boleophthalmus pectinirostris (great blue-spotted mudskipper)
Lineage: Eukaryota; Metazoa; Chordata; Actinopteri; Gobiiformes; Gobiidae
Gene: ift88
Product: intraflagellar transport 88 homolog
Exons: 24
Coding region: 73-2544 (823 amino acids)
Biological process (GO): non-motile cilium assembly; inner ear receptor cell stereocilium organization; intraciliary transport
Cellular component (GO): ciliary base; non-motile cilium; centriole
Molecular function (GO): kinesin binding
Source: RefSeq, a predicted model, not a curated record